AUGAAACGGAAGUGCGAUGGACUAGAACAAGCUCAUCACAAGUUCGAAAAGGUAUCACUAUUGUGUAUGCUGGUGGAUGAAUAUUGUAAGGAAAUCAAGCUAACAGAGGUAAGAAGGCUUGAAAUGGAGGUUUUCGCUCAGUCGGUCAAAAAUGCCAUUUAUGCAGCAAAAGAAAGUGGAGUUGUUGACAAGAUGAAAGACCCGCAGCAAAUUUAUGCGAACAAUAUUCAUUUUCCAUUGUCAUUACCUUUUGGACUUGAUUAUCGAACGGUCUUGUCGUCUCACAAGUAUUGUUGGGUAGAACCAGUCAAGAUCGAUAUCCUAGGUUGCUGGCAUGCUGGUUAUCAAACAAAAGAUGAUUCAUUUUUGGACGUCAUCGUAAUCAUUCCCAAGAAUUACUUUAAUUCUCGUGAUUACCUGAAUUUCGCAUAUUUCGUGAAGCGUGCUCAUUACAUUUGUAUGGUCGCUCUAAUUUUGGUAGAUGCAGGUUUUUCGGUAAAAUUCGGCCUGGAUCAUGAUGAUAAAUUAAAGCCACUUUUGUUCGUUUCCAGUAAAAAUGGGUACAAUGAUGCAGAAGUUGUGCGAAUUCAUUUUGCACCUCCACGUAAUUUCGCUAAACUCUCUCGAUUCCGUCCAGAAAAUAAUAAUUUAAGACCGCUUUUUUGCUCACCUCAUUUUACAAGUCUUGGUAUCGGUAUUCCAACACCGGUUUAUAAUUCCAAAAUAGCCAUAGAAAUGUUACGUCAGGAAAUUGAAUGUAUAAUUGAAGCUUUUUUUCGGGAGAAUCAGAAUUUUGUGAAAGCUUUUAUUAUGAUCCGGUCAUGGAUGUUUCGAAGAAAUUUUAUUCAGCGAAUUGAUGGUUUUACGGAUUUGUUGCUAGCGGCAUGGUUCAUUUUUAUCCACAAUAAGGGGAAUUUCUUCGCUCAAACUUCUGUUUUUGACAUUAUCGUGACGUUUUUUUCUUCUCUCGUUGCUACAAAUUGGAAAGAGGCUCAUUUGGGCCUUUGUAAUAAUGAUGCAUUACAUGCACAAUUUUCUGCCCAUUUCGAUUUUGUUUUUCUCGACCACACAGGAUAUAUUAAUUUGGCUGCAUCCGUGAGCAUUGUUGCUUGGGAACAAAUUCAAGCUGCUGCGGCAGAUGUUAUUACGAAAAUAAAUACUUUCAGCGAAUUUGAUCACAUUUUUGUGGAAAAUAGCCCCUUUUUUCCGAGUUUUGAUCAGUAUAUCAGGAUAAGUCUAACGCAGUCAAACUUGCAAAAUAUCUUUCAUAAAAUGUAUAGUGCAGAGUGUGUUAGUACCUGCAAUGAUUUGUCACUAAUUUUGAGACGCAAAUUGACUCCAAUGUUGAAAGAGGGUUUAUCAGGCAGAAUUUCAGAUUUCGAUUUCGAUUUUUAUGUAGAUCACGAGUCAGUGUGGGACGUUUUUGAACAACAAAAGCAUACUUCUGAUAGACUAAGUCUGCUAAUUGGAUUUCGUCUUUCCUCAAAAUGGGAUAACCUACUCACUCGUGGUCCUCCCGCAAAAUCACCAGAAGCGGUUCAUUUCCGUGAAUUUUGGGGUGAAGUCUGUGAACUACGUAGAUUUCCAGAUAAUUCUAUUUGCGAAGCAGUUGUUUGGAAUGCUCCUAAUGUGAUUGUUCAAGAACGAACACUUGAUAUAAAUAUGAUGUUACCUCAUGCAGUUGAGAGCUAUAAUAUAAUUGGAAGGGCAUAUGAUAAAUUAUCUCAGAUGCUUCGAAUGGUUCAAGAUUUACCCUUGUGUAUUACGAAUAUUCAUCCUAUAUCACAUUACUUGAGGCGAACUGCGCCUUUCGCACCGUUACCUACAAAUGUUGUGAUUGAUAAGCAGAUGUCCACCAUUAAAAAUUCGAUAUCAUUUCCAUUGCCAGGGAUGUCACCGCCGUACGUACCAACCGUAAAAGUUCAAGUAACAAUGGAACAGAGUGGGAAAUGGGGCGAUGAUUUGGGAGCUAUCGGUCGACUGAAGACUGCAUUUUAUAUAGAACUGUCGAAAAUACUGAAUGAAAAACAUUCAGUACAAGCUGUUCCUUUUGAUGAUUGUUUGAUUAUUCAUUUUGAUGCAGUGGUAUUCCAUUUAGUAAUAGCUUAUCCAAAAGAAGUACAAAUUAUGAGAAGACUAAAUGGUGGGAAAACUGGUAUUCCUAAAGAUAGUUCAGAAUCGAAGUUGAAGGAACUCGAAGUUAUAUUGGAGCCGCAACUUACUGCGUUUCUACACAGUGUUAGUCAACAAUUUAAUGCAUUCUCAGACACCUGUCGUCUAGCGAAAUAUUGGUUAUCAUCGCACGCACUCUCCGAUUACCUAAACGGAAUGAUUGUGGAAACUCUUGUUGCUUCAGUAUUCUUGAAACCGUACUCAUUACAGUCACCAAAGACGGCAUUUAUUGCAUUUCAUCAUUUCCUUAUGCUACUUUACAAACAUAAUUGGCUCAUGAAACCAUUACUUGUUGAUUUCAGCAACGAGUGGACAGAGAUCGAUGAAGAUGAGAUGGAAAAGGAUUUCAUCAAGUUGAGACCAGUGCUGCCGGCUAUGGUAGUAUGUACGCCAGUUGAUAAGAGCGGUUGCCGAUGGACGAGUGAUCAACCACAACCACUAAUUCUAAAACGAAUUAUCGCUCUUGCUAAAUCAGCAUCAGUUUUCAUCAAGCAACACGUCAUGAGUCCUGUACCCUGGGAUUUAAAAGGUAUAUUCACUACUGACGUUUCAACAUUGUACGACGUUAUUAUUAAUAUCAAAAAGCAGCAUAUGGUAAGACGAAGAGUAUUUCGUGGUAAGGGGAUGGAGGGGGUAUUGCCAGUUAUUGAUUAUGAUCCAGUCAAAAAAUAUGUGGAGCAGUUGCGACAGAACUUUUCUUCUGUUGCCUUGUUUUUUUAUGACAAAUAUAUUGGUGAUAUGAUUGGUGUUGUAUGGAAACCGUCCUUUAUGGUUCCAUCAGACGUCAGGGCUUCGAGUUACUGGUGUAGAUCUGAAGGAUUUAAUGGUAUCUCGCACAUCAAUAAAACGGCUAUUUUAGAAGAUUUAUUAAUACUUGGUCAUGAUCUCGUUAAAGAUGUAAUCCAACGUCCUGCCAUUAAGAAUGAAAGAAUGAGUGUAGGGAUGAACUGUAAUCAUAAGAUUAUGGAUGAUAUAGAGAAUUUGGAGUAUCUGCUUGCUGGAAGCUCUGUAAGUUUUGGACCAAAUAAUACAGCACGAGAGCAUCCUAGGUUUUCUCAGUAUAAAUAUGCGGGGCGAGCUGAAGCAAGUCAGGCCAAACGACGAGAAGAAUUUCUUAAACGUCAGAAAGAGACUCGUUAUCAUUAUAUGUGCUGGGCAAGAUUAUUGGCGACAAGUCAGCCUCAUGAAGAAGAAAGUACAAAUGAAAGUGCGGAAAAUGUUGAAAAAGCAAAUGAUGGUAAACGUCGAGGAAGAGCUUAUCAUCGGUUCGCGGGUGAGCUUAUGCUCAGCGAAUGGUUAGUCGAUAUUCCGGAAACUUUAUGUGAGGAUUGGAUCUGUAUACCAUGUCCACUUGGCAAGCGAUGUCUUGUAGUUGCUUCGAACGGAGUAACUAGUGCUUAUUCUAAAUCUGGUCACCUCAUUACACAAUUUGCUUCAUAUUUGCCUGCUGGAAGUUCUUCAAGUUAUGGUACCUACGCUGUUCUGGAUUGUAUUUUUGAUCAAAAAUCGUUCACAUUCUAUUGUCUUGACCUGAUUGCAUGGAAUGGGCAAACAUUUGUUGAUUCGGAAUUCGAUUGUCGAUUAUUCGUACUAAAUUCUCGUAUUACGGAGAAUGAGAAUUUCAAAGAAGUCUCGAAGCAAAUACCAUACCGCUUCUUAUGUCUUCCAUAUUGUCGAUGUGAAUACAGUAAUAUGAAGGAAAUGAUGCACCGAGAUUUUGGGUUUGAACUUGAUGGUGUUCUUUUUUAUCAUGCGAGCGUGUAUUAUAGAAAGGGCCAAAACCCUCUCGUUGGGUGGCUGAAACCAUGGAUGAUGCCAGAAAUAUUAUCAGUUCCAGUACCGUCGAGAUUGAUGAAUGGUGAAGAAACAAUUCCAGGUCGAUCACAAGAAUUUAUCGAAGAUUUUAACCAAAAACAUAAACAUGUUAGCAUGAUAGGCAAGGCUACUAUUGACAAUGAUUCGAUUGAAGAGCAUUUCGUGAAUGGAUGA
This is a messenger RNA of Thelazia callipaeda (thelaziosis nematode), 4161 nucleotides long. Lineage: Eukaryota; Metazoa; Nematoda; Chromadorea; Rhabditida; Thelaziidae. The record is from the annotation of a GenBank genome assembly.